CGCGGGGCCGUCGGUCCGCCUGUCGAGCGCUUUGCGUAGGCGCGGGCUGUACGUUCAGGCGCGGCGAGUGUUAUGGAGCUCUGGCCCUCAUCGGCGCCCUCGUCUUCGAGGACGGGGGUGCAGAAUCUCGUGCGUGCAGAUGCCGUGCUGUGCAUUCUCGUGUUUCUUGCGAGGCGGAUUUACUUCGCAUCGGCGCGAUCGGUCGGGAGGAAUCAUCAGCAGUGGUCUUUUCUAUGACAGCGCGACUUUAUGGCUUCAUUGUCGCUGGUUUUGGAUCAUCGUUUGGAAGUCGGUCAGUGGAUCGAUGGGUCGUCUAGAGCUAGGUCUCGGUGACUGAUUGUGAGCGUGGUUUGUCGAAACGAGUAGGAGAACAUCCGUUCGGUAGCAGAGGUAGAAUUAGGUGGGAGAUCGUCUUGUCGCUUCUUUCAUCUGGAGGUCGGCGGCACUCGAGGAGUGGAGCUACUACGCUGCGAAUUUCGAGUACGAUGAGUUGGUGAACUGAAUGUUCGGAUUACGUCUUGCUCGUUGAUUCAGGCCUUUAACAGGGAGAAUCUUUAUUGUAUCGUCUCUGGGUAGCUAGAUUCAUGCAUGGUCGAGUUGCAUACUGUAUACUCUGAUGUUUCAUCAUCAUUCGACGGCAGAUUGUGUGGGAUCCGUUCAAGUGAUUUUAUUACGUGAAACUCAGGAUAAAAUUGCGGAUAGGAAGGCUGUUCUAAUCGAGUGUUAUCGGAAUAUGGACGGAUGUUCCUCCCAUUGGCGAAGUAUCCGCAGACCCUGUGGAUGAACUUUCGCAGUGAUACAGUGACCACUGUCCAAACCUCCCUCCAUCGUCCCCCCUCCUGCCCGUACAGCCUCAACUACCUCCCAGGACUUUUUUUCCUUGCACGACUUUUCUUCGCAGUGGGUCAAAUGCGUAUGUUCUGUCAUCAGGAAAAUAGCGGUCAGGUGGAGAAGAGCGACAGGCUGCCAGCCGCAGGCAGUGGCACCCCUGCGCUGUUCAAUUCUACGCUACUUUCUCAGACUAGGAGUAGAGGGUCUUUCAUCACUGAGGUAAAAAGAGGAUACAACGCAACAACUGGAUGGCAUGCGCGUACGUCGCCUGUAACAACCGACAGCACAUUUGCAAAUUCAGUCGAAAGCUGUCCUAAACCUUGAGCUGAAAAAGGGGGCUCGUCCUGUUCUGACUUCAAACCUUCACUUUUCUCGUAAUACAAUCUGUUGUUCGUCCUCAACCUUACGAGAAAUUAUACUUAGCAAAAUCAGUCCGCAUGACGUGCUCCUAGACUUUGUGUCACGGGUAGCAAGGGCUUAGGCGAAAUCAUUGUAGGUGACAUGUCAGAUUGAGAACUAUCCACGAAGCGACGUGUCGUGGAGUUAGCCCACAUCAGUUGUUGAUUUCAGGUGUGUGGCUUUAUAAUAAUGUUUCCGGUCAAAUUUCGGUACAAGAUAGGUAUCAGAAGGAAGAUAUCGUAGAUGAUGUCAUCUGGAGACUCUUAUACCCUCACGAUCAGUAUCCGGAUUUAUGUCAAGUCAGGUGGGCCUAGAAUUGACGAGCAUAAGCUUAGGAUUGACCGGUAUCAUCAGAAAAUUCCGAAUAGUGGACUGCAUCGACGAACACCGGAGACUGGAUCAGCCACUGACAAGUGUGCAAAGUACGCUUGGCGACCGAAAGUCCCAAGCAAUGCCACAGCCUUCACAUAUACCGCAGUAUAUACGAAAAACAAGAGAAGCGUCUUUCGUGAUUCCAGCUGAAUCUAGCUGGAAUUUAGGUUAAAAGGAUAAACGAAUUCAGGUCCCGGUGUGACGGUGACCCAGUGAGAACUGAAGCCAAUCAGUUCUUCGUGGAUCGAAGAUUGAGACAUUGCAGUAGGGCAGCUUCACUAUCUCCAAAUACCGUGUCGACGGAGUGCUGAAUAGGGUCCGGUAUGUUCCCAGAAGUGGCCAACGAGACGCGAGAUGUAAUUCUAGGGGCACCAGGACGAACCGUGAGUCCCAAUACGGAUGCACCUAAAGGCCCAAUAAUGUCAACCUACCAAAUUCCUGUGAUCGAUUUGGCAGACUUGCAGUGUACCGGUCGUGCGAAAAUUGGUCAGGAGAUAGCGCAAGCUUGCGAAUCGUUCGGGUUCUUUCAAGUUGUUAAUCAUGGUGUGGACGUGAAUCUCAUGCACAAACUUAGAGAAGUCAGCAAAGGGUUUUUCCAUCUGCCGGAUGAAGAAAAGGAGCAGUACCGGAAAACUCCCGACAAUAUACAAGGCUAUGCCCAUUCCAACAUCAAAGCCGGUGAAAAUAAGCUCAAUCUUGCAAGUAACGACUUCUUCUACUUUCUGUCUCCUAUGUCGAAGAGAAGGGAAGAUCUCUGGCCUCGUGAUCCUCCAGAGUUCAGACAAACCAUGCGGCAGUACGCAAAAGAGGCGAAAGAACUGGCAGAAAGGCUGUUAUCUGUGAUGUCCGAAAUGCUUGGUCUACCACCAGAAACCUUACAGGUUAAAUUACAAGGACCGACUGGAGAGGCUACGUACACCAUCAGGGCAAACUUCUAUCUACCUUCCCGCACCGAGGAGAUUCAAGUGGGAUUAGGUUGUCAUUCAGAUCCUGGUGGAAUCACCCUUCUUUUGCAAGAUGACGCUCCAGGUUUGCAGGUCAAAUUUAACGACGAGUGGAUUCCAGUUCAACCUCUUCUGGACGGUUUUUGUAUCAAUUGUGGAGACCAGAUUGAGAUAUUGAGCAAUGGAAGAUUCAAGAGCAUCGAGCAUCGGGGAAUGGCUUGCAGGGACAGAGAACGUAUGUCUAUACCUUUCUUCUAUAACCCGGCUUUCGACCAUGUGAUUGCACCAUUGGAAGAGCUGGUGGAUGAUGCUCAUCCUGCACUGUACAACGGUGCUACUUAUGAACAUUAUUUCUUUAACGUUUUCGUCAAAAGAGGUGUUGGAUCCGGUAAACAAUACAUCAAGGAAACUCGGGUGUAGGUACAAUCCAAAGUCACAGUUGGCCCGCUUUCGUUUUACGACGUUCAUUACUUUUAUAGCAGUCGUGUUUACCCUCAGUCAUAUUCUAGCGGGAGGAACUUUUACUAACUUCCGGCUGUGGUAAGUCCUCGCAGAGCCUUAAAUGAUCAUGCUUGCAGAAAUUAUCCACAUAUUCUGAGCUCCGUUUUGAAAUGUUUUUCAAAUUGAUUGAAUGAGCUCACAUUAUAAGUGCCUUAGGUCAUAUUACUUCCUUCCUGUUGAAGCUGUUCUCUCUUCAUUCAGAAUGGCAAGACAAGCUACCGUCUUGCAGAAUGCUUUUAAGAUUUCCAGGUUUGAGCAGAUUCUAUUUGAAUAAUUUCAGCUGUUCCUAGGACGGUGAAAGAAGCUCACAUGCAGGUCAGCGGACAUUUUACCUGUGUGAAAAACGAUUUUUAGAGCAACCUGGCUGUGACAGAUGAAGAAAUAUGAAGAUCGUCUUGUCGUACUUAAAAUGAACUUACACAGUAAAAAACAGAGGAAGAGAAAUCCUUCCCGACCAUCGUUGGUAUUCUGCAGGUUACUGUGAUGGGAGUAAGAAAGCACCUCGCAUCCACACUUUUCGGAUGACAAUGGUUAUCAAUUGAUUGACCUUGUGGUUAGACUAGUAGCCGCAUGGCAACAGUACUGGCCUUCUUUCGUAUAUUGUUUAAUGUAAUUUAGCUCAUCAUUUACGACGAAUUGCGACAUCAUGUGAGGGAAAGGUUUUAAUCUCAUCGCAGAAGCCCUCGCUGGCUGGAAUUUAAAACAUGUCGAAGGUACUUCGCUGCUUACUGACGUAGGUAUAUUUACUCCCACAACUCUGGCAACGUUUAUAGAGAAUCGAGAAACAUGUCAUCAUGCAAGUACUUUUCCAUGAUAGUAUUGAGAGAUAGUACUGUAUGUGUAGCUACUGCUCUGACAACUUUCACUGCCAUUUAGGUAAGAGUUGGUACUUAUGAAUCUACCUGUCUGGCAGAUGUUCUACCAUUAUAGCCUGCAACGAUGAUCCUCACCUAUUUUCUUCAAGAGUUUGGUAAUAUAGUGCCACUUCA
This is a messenger RNA of Marchantia polymorpha subsp. ruderalis, 4036 nucleotides long. The record is from the annotation of a GenBank genome assembly. NCBI's taxonomy places the organism in Eukaryota, Viridiplantae, Streptophyta, Marchantiopsida, Marchantiales, Marchantiaceae.